AUGCUCACGAACCCUUCUCGUCAAGUCCUCCUACGGACCCAGCAACUUCUUCGAUCCUCCAAGCCCACCCCCCGAGUACUCUCUUCUCGUCAUCCCACAUCAGCUCUUCAACGUGCCUUCUCCAGCCAUCCAAUCGCUCGAUCUCAGGAUGGAGAACCUCAGCCCACUUCCUUAUAUACAUUCACCGAGGAUGAGUCGAUGCUCAAAGAUCUGGCCCAAAGGUUUGCUGAAGAAGUUGUCGCCCCAAAGGUGAGAGAGAUGGAUGAAAAGGAAACAAUGGAUCCGGAGAUCAUCAAGGGCCUAUUUGAUAACGGGUUUAUGGGAAUCGAAACAUCUCAAGAACAUGGUGGCUCGGGCGCUUCGUUUACUUCAGCGAUACUAGUGAUCGAAGAACUCGCCAAAGUAGACCCAUCAGUCUCAUUGAUCUGUGACGUACACAACACGAUUGCCAAUACGACCAUCCGAAACUACGCCUCCAAGGCGCUCUUGGACAAAUAUAUGCCCGACCUCUCGACCUCCAAAGUCGCUUGUUUCUGUCUUAGCGAACCUGGGAGCGGUUCAGAUGCGUUCGCAUUGGCUACUCGGGCGACCAAAGACUCCAAUGGUGAUUAUAUCAUCAAUGGGAGUAAGAUGUGGAUCACUAACAGUAAGGAAGCCGAGAUCUUCGUUGUAUUUGCAAAUCUCGAUCCAAGUAAAGGCUACAAGGGGAUCAGUUGUUUCUUGUUGGAGAAAAGCAUGGGUGUCGAGAUUGCUAAGAAGGAAGAAAAAUUAGGCAUCAAAGCCUCCUCGACCUGUACUUUGAAUUUCGAUAAUGUUAAGGUCCCAAAGGAGAAUCUGAUUGGUCAAGAGGGUCUGGGAUACAAAUAUGCCAUCGAAAUCUUGAAUGAGGGCAGAAUCGGAAUCGCUGCUCAGAUGGUCGGCUUGGCUCAAGGUGCAUUUGACAAGGCCGUCAAAUACACCUAUCAACGCAAGCAAUUUGGAAAACCGGUUGGAGAGUUCCAAGGAAUGCAAUUUCAGUUUGCCGAUGUUCAUACGGAGAUAGAAGCCGCAAGGAUGUUGACUUACAACGCGGCCCGAUUGAAGGAGGAAGGCAAGCCAUUCACAGAGAUGGCAGCCAUGGCCAAAUUGUUUUCGUCUCAAGUUGCCCAAAACGCUAGUGGAAGUGCUAUCGAGUGGUGUGGAGGAGUCGGUUUUACUCGAGAAACUGGAAUCGAAAAAUAUUGGCGAGACUCCAAGAUUACUUUGGCCAAGUUCAUUCAGAAACGACUUAGUUAA
Puccinia graminis f. sp. tritici CRL 75-36-700-3 is the source of this 1275-nucleotide messenger RNA. RefSeq lists its product as uncharacterized. Lineage: Eukaryota; Fungi; Basidiomycota; Pucciniomycetes; Pucciniales; Pucciniaceae. Bases 1 to 1275 code for a protein of 424 amino acids. The transcript has 5 exons. Gene Ontology annotation, cellular component: mitochondrion. The record is from RefSeq and is a predicted model, not a curated record. Gene Ontology annotation, molecular function: flavin adenine dinucleotide binding; acyl-CoA dehydrogenase activity.